AUGAACAACUACGAAUAUUCGUCGUAUUCAUCAUCGACAGCUCCAACUACUGCUGCUUUCGAUGCAACUAAAGCUAUUUUCAAUCAAGUCGAUCUCAAUCAAGACGGUACUAUUGAUCGACACGAAUUUCAACAUUGGAUUGGUGCUGAUGUUGGUGCUGAUGGACAAUAUAGUAGUGGUGUUAGUGUUGGUGUUGGUGUUGGUGUUGGUGUUGGUGGAGCAGGUGCUAAUUUUGAAUCAGCUACAUACGAAUCAUCAAAUAUUUCAUCAUUAGGAGGUGGUGGUGGAUCUUAUUCUGUUGAAGGUGGAUUUGGUGAUUCAUCAUUCGAAUCAUCAAGUUUGACAUCAUCUACUGGUAUUGAUGCUGGUGGUACUCUUAUUGGUGGACCAACAUUUCAAUCAUCAUCAUUUAAAUCACCAAUAACUAAUAAUGGUUAUGAUGAUACAGGAAUAAAUCAAGCUGAUAGUUAUACAGAUGAAAGUAAUUCUACUUGGUCAAAAUAUGGUGCAGAAGUAAAAGGUGCUGGACUCUAUUUUGAUACCAAUCCACAAAUAAUACAUCGACCAGCUAUAGGGGGUGUUCAAACUUACACACAAAACAUAAAAUUGCGCUUUCUUCAACCACCACCUAUUCCACCACCAGGACCACUUAUAAUAAAAGAAGUACGACCAGGUCAACCACCUGUUCCAUCACCUCUUCGAAUAAAACAACAAUCCCCGCCUCUUCCCCAACCUCCUCCACUUAUUCUUCGUGAACGUCCACCACAACCACCAGCUUCACAAUCUGCUCAAACAAUUAUCCGAAAUCUUCCUGCUUUACCUGUACCACCUCGAUCAGUUAUUAUCGAACGUAUUCCAUCAGAUCCACCUCGACCACGUGAUAUUAUUAUUGAACGUUGGAUUCCUUAUGGAGUUGAUGGUAAACGAAAGACAAUUGUUCAACGUGCUCAAUCAGUUAAAGAAUAUCCUAAACCACGUAAUAUUAUAAUUCAAUAUGAACCAGUUCAAGUUCGGAUUGUUCGACAAUUUCAACGUUUGGAUGUUGUUCAAGAAAAUCCUCAAGUUUAUGUUCAACGUUAUGGAUCACAAUUACUUGAUGGUCAAUCACUUAUUCAACAAGCUCGUGCUGCUGGUGUUGUUGAAGAUAUAUCUCCACCAGCUGGUACUUCUGCAGCUACAAUUAGUUUAUCAUCAUUUAAUCAAGAAUCAUCAUUAGGUGAUAAUGGUUUUACUGGAGCUGAUUUAAUUGGUGUUUCUGGUGGAGCAUUUCGAGAAACUUCAUCAUCAUUCUCACCUGGAUCUUUUCAAAGUUCACAAAUCGUUGGAACAGGUUUGAUUAAUGGAGCUUUCGAAAGUGGUCUAGUUGAAGGAGCUGGAGCUGCUGGUAAUGUCUAUGGUUCAUCGACAUACGAAUCUUCAUUAUAUUCAUUGGGUAGAGGAGGAGGAGGAGGAGGAGGAGGAGGAAGAGGAGGUGUAGAUGUUGGUCUUAGUGGUGGUUUAACUGGUGGAUAUACAUCAUCAUCAUCAUCAUUAUAUGAAUCAUCAGGAGGAACUGUUGGUCAUGUUCCGUUUGAUGUAGCUGCUGCUGCUUUCAACAUAAUUGAUAAAAACAAGGAUGGUAUUGUUGAUCCUCAAGAAUUUAAACAAUUCUACGAAGCUGGUUUAUAA
Molecule: messenger RNA, 1668 nt
Organism: Rotaria sp. Silwood2
Lineage: Eukaryota; Metazoa; Rotifera; Eurotatoria; Philodinida; Philodinidae
Source: the annotation of a GenBank genome assembly